AUGUACCGCUGGCUGACCGGGCUUGAGCCUAACGGAAAAUGGAUGUCGUGGUUGACGAGAGAGACGCUGGAGCAGUUUAACACAUAUGCCGAUGCUAAGGCACAUCUGAUGUCUACGCCAAUGCUUUCACCAGUGUACUACAUUCUUGGUGGCCUGAACCCAUGGGAGGGCUCCAUUAUCACGCGUAGCCUGAACGGCACCGAUCUGCUCACCGAACUUGAUCCCAACGACAAGACAACUGGAUGGUACUUACUUGAGACGAAUUACGAUCAGGAUAAACCGACUUUAUAUUUGGACGAUCGUCGGACACCUGGCAAUAGUUGCAUGCAGAAGCUCAGUCAGAAAAACGUCAACUUCCAGGGUAUUUUCAACGUUUUGUCGUCGCGCACCAAUCUUAACAAACUGACUACCUACACCGUGCUGAUGGAUGUGCAAAACGGUCGCUUCGAAACGAUCAUGCAGUCCUGUCCCGGCUACUGCUGGCCCUUCUAA
This is a messenger RNA of Ostertagia ostertagi, 492 nucleotides long. NCBI's taxonomy places the organism in Eukaryota, Metazoa, Nematoda, Chromadorea, Rhabditida, Trichostrongylidae. The record is from the annotation of a GenBank genome assembly.